Molecule: messenger RNA, 1841 nt
Organism: Seriola dumerili (greater amberjack)
Lineage: Eukaryota; Metazoa; Chordata; Actinopteri; Carangiformes; Carangidae
Gene: nkiras1
Product: NFKB inhibitor interacting Ras like 1
Exons: 4
Coding region: 106-684 (192 amino acids)
Biological process (GO): canonical NF-kappaB signal transduction
Molecular function (GO): GTPase activity; GTP binding
Source: RefSeq, a predicted model, not a curated record
UGGCAGGAUAAGUCUUGUCAAGUGCUAGCAGAGCAGAAUGGAUUCUUUGGUUGUGAUGUUUCAUACUUGACACCCAGAUACUUACACACCUAAUUCAAGCUCAAAAUGGGAAAAGGCUGUAAAGUUGUGGUGUGUGGCCAGGCAGCAGUGGGGAAAACUGCCAUUUUGGAACAGUUGCUGUAUGGAAAUCACACAGUAGGCUCUGAGUCCAGCGAGACGCAGGAGGAUGUGUAUGUGGCCUCGGUGGAAACUGACCGCGGUGUGAAGGAGCAGCUGAGGCUCUAUGACACUAAGGGGCUCCACGAUGGACAAGACCUCCCCAAGCACUACUACUCGGUGGCCGACGGCUUCGUACUUGUCUAUAGCGUCGACAGCUUGGAGUCUUUCAAGAAGGUGGAUGUUCUGAAGAAGGAAAUAGACAAAUCCAGAGAUAAGAAAGAGGUGACAGUCAUAGUGCUGGGGAAUAAGACAGACCUGCGGGAGCGUCGUCAGGUGGACCAGGAGGUGGCGCAGCAGUGGGCGCGAGGCGAGAAGGUAAAGCUGUGGGAGGUGACCGUCACCGAACGCAACUCGCUCAUUGAGCCCUUCACCCAGCUGACCAGCCGCCUCACCCAGCCUCAGAGCAAAUCUUCCUUCCCUCUGCCAGGACGCAAAAGCAAAGGCACGCCAUCGAACGACAUCUGAAACUCUGAACAUCCCCUCACUCCUCUCUGCUAGUGACGGGCUACAUUCACCUCAUGUGGGAAUAAUCAGUAGGACAACACGGACAGCCGCCAGUUUAGCAACAUGACUUUAAUCGCUGCUGUGUACAUUUCACCAUUUUACACACAUUCAUUCACUUAUAUGCAAUAUUAACGUCAUUUUGAAGGAGUACUGUAGCAUUUUGGGAAGUACACUUAUUAAUAGUGAGAUGAGGAUCAAUAUCAAUAUGUCUGUGUGGAAAUACAGAGCUGGAGUCAGUGUUGAUACUAGCAUAAAGACUGGAAACAGAGGGCACUUCUAAAUUAACACUAAUGAACAUGUUAUAUCUGAUUUGUACACAUAUAAAUGUAAAAAUGACACUUGAUUUUUAGACGUAGUUACAUGCUGAACUUUUUCUUGACAAACAGCCGGUUAUUCAUCAGUGCUUCUGUGCAGCAUGUCCAGUUACAGCGCUGGUUUCCUGCUUGAUGCUAAACCGGACAACAUCUCUGUGAUGACGAGUGAGUGAGUGAGUGAGUGAGUGAGUGAGUGAGUGAGUGAGUGAGUGAGUUACAGCUGCAAACAGCUGGAAUCUUGUCAUCGCAUCACAGUGAGGUUGCCAAGUCUGGGCCUGCACAGAUACUAAAACUUAUGCUCAACAACCACAUCUGGCAACCCAGGCUGCAGCUGGAGACGUUGCACAGAAGCGCAAAGAUAAACUGUUGCUUGAUGAUGAUUGGUGGGAUGAUGAUGAAUGAAUUCCGAACACACUCAAUGUCCACUUUAUUAGGAACACCUGUAAAAUCUAUUGCAGUUCAAUACAACAACACUACUAUAAUACCUGCCUUUACAAAGUUUAUAACCUUCAGUUUUUACUGAUGUGUUAACAACAACGUCACUAACACACAGAACUGAAUUUACACCUAAAACACAAUCAACAAAAUAAACAUUACAGGCCUCAUAGAGGUAGAUUCAUGGCCGAGCAGUUGUAUUGGGUUACAUUAGAUUGCACAGCUGUUCCUAAUAAAGUGGACAGAGUUUAUCUUCCCCUAAAACCAAAAAUAGCUUUUCUUUCAUGCAGGAUAAACAAACGUGUUUAUUACCGAGCUUUAGAGGUGUUAGUAGGUGAAUUCUUGAACGUUAGAUAAUAAUAAUAAUAA